GAAAUAUGAAUGGUUGCAAUUCCGAUUUUGAUGGAAAUGGUCUUUCCAUGGAAGUUUCAGCCAUAUAUCUUGCCAUGAAAAACUCAAAGCUGGAAUGUGUUGAUGAGCACGGUCAGGAUCCAAUGUCUUCUGACAUAUGCACAGAGGAGGAUGAGUUUGAGGAUUUUGAUGACUUUGACCCAUACUUAUUCAUAAAGACCUUACCAGACUUGUCAACAGUGGUUCCAACUUUUAGACGAUUGUUGUUACCUAAGCAGACUCGUAGUUGCCCUUCAACUACUCUUGUUCUGGACUUGGAUGAAACUUUGGUGCAUUCUACCCUGGAACCUUGUGGGGAUGUAGACUUCACAUUUCCUGUUAAUUUCAAUUGUGAGGAACACAUUGUCUAUGUACGCUGCCGCCCUCAUCUGAAAGAUUUCCUUGAGAGAGUUUCUGGUCUUUUUGAGAUUAUAAUAUUUACAGCUAGUCAAAGUAUUUAUGCUGAGCAACUUCUAAAUGUUCUUGAUCCUAAGCGGAAGAUAUUUCGCCAUCGGGUAUAUCGUGAAUCUUGUGUUUAUGUGGAGGGGAUUUAUCUCAAAGAUUUAACAGUGCUUGGUCGUGAUUUGGCACGCGUUAUAAUAAUUGACAAUUCCCCACAGGCAUUUGGAUUCCAAGUGGAUAAUGGAAUACCGAUUGAGAGUUGGUUUGAUGAUCGUUCAGACCAAGAAUUGCUUUCAUUACUUCCGUUCUUGGAGAGCUUGGUUGGUGUUGAUGAUGUCCGGCCACUAAUUGCAAAGAAAUUCAACCUGCGGGAGAAAAUUGCUGCAGCUACGCAACCAGUAAAUACAAAUAGAAGAGAUUUCGUCGUUGCACAGAAAGUCAAGGAAGCUGAAAUCACAGAGCAGGAUUCACUUCUUCUCACGAGGAAUCUGCUCCGAAUUGCCAUAUUCAAUAUCAGUUAUAUCAGAGGACUAUUUCCUGAGAAGUAUUUCAAUGAUAAGUCUGUUCCCGCUUUAGAGAUGAAGAUAAAAAAACUAAUGCCAGUGGAUGCCGAGUCUCGCAGACUAAUUGAUUGGAUGGAGAAAGGUGUGUACGAUGCUUUACAGAAGAAAUAUCUGAAGACGCUUCUGUUCUGCGUGUGCGAAGCAGUGGACGGACCAAUGAUUGAGGAAUAUGCAUUUUCCUUCAGCUAUUCCGAUUCUGACAAACAAGAGGUUUCAAUGAACAUCAACCGCACUGGAAACAAAAAGAACCGGGGGGCCUUCAAGUGUAACUCGACUACAGAAAUUACUCCCCAACAGAUGAGGAGUUCUGCGUGUAAAAUGAUCCGAACUCUAGUUCAGUUGAUGAGAACUCUCGAGAAAAUGCCAGAAGAGCGUACCAUUCUGAUGAAGCUCCUCUACUACGAUGACGUGACUCCUGCUGAUUAUGAACCUCCUUUCUUCCGGGGCUGCACAGGUGACGAAGCUUAUCAUCCAUGGGAGAAAAAUCCUUUGAAAAUGGAGGUUGGGAAUGUAAACAGCAAGCACUUCGUAUUAGCUCUGAAGGUGAAGAGUGUACUCGACCCUUGUGAGGAUGAUAAUGAGGGAAUUCCGGACGAUAUGAGCAAUGGCGAUGAUUCAAUGCAGCAAAAUGAGUAUUAUGAUACUGACAGUGAGGUUGAUCUUACUCAAGGGAAUAGAUAUGUAGUUGCUCCAAUAGAUAAACAGAAAGAACAGGAAGAUAAUGGCAUGAUUGAUGAAGAUAAUACACAGGAUCCGGUAGAAGAUGAACAACAACAGGUCCGGGUCAAGGAGUGGAUCAAAUGUUGUCACCUUGAGACAAUUGAACUCACUGAUGUUCUAUCUAAUUUUCCAGACAUCUCCGUGGUUCUAACUGAAGAGAUCAUGGAUAAGCUUGUUGAGGAAGGUGUCCUGUCCAAGAUAGGGAAGGAAUCCUACGCCAUUAAUAAGGACAAGAACCUUGAAUAUGAGUUCACCACUGUGAAAGAAGAAAUUGACGGUCAACUUCCUAAAGUCUUUGACAGAGCUUUGCAGGUUGAAGAUCGCUUAUACAUGAAAGCUCUCUAUCAUGCUCUUCCAAUGACACACGUGUCAAUCAGUAAGCUUCAAAGUUUGCUUGAGGGAGAAGUAAACCAGACAGCAGCUCGAAAGAUAAUUGAUAAAAUGGUGCGGGAUGGUUUUGUUGAACCCAAAGGCAACAAAAGAUUAGGGAAACGUGUUAUCCAUUCGGAGUUGACUGAAAGGAAAUUCAUUGAAGUCCAGAAAGCUCUAAGUGAUACUGAAGCUAUGGAUGUUGAUCACUGUGAACCAAAUAGCAAGUCCAAAUUAAUUGGUUUUCGUUUAAAUGGAAGCAACCAUGACGUGUCUACAUGCGGGGUUCUCCACUCCAUUGGGUCAGAUUUAACACGAAUGAAAGUGACAUCUGAGACAAACUAUACUGACUCCGGCAAUGACCAGAAAACAACAACGGCAAAAGAGGCCCGGACUACCCCCAUAAGCAGGCCUGUUAUUUCAAGAGAGAGUUUCGCGAUAGGCAAAGAGAAUGGCAGAAUAAAUGGCAUUGCAAAUCAAGGGGACGAAGCUGAUACACUUAUAUGCAGUAAGUCUUCCCAAGAGAAACGAUCAAGGAAAACUAGCGCGGUGAAGGAGCCUAUCCAUCAAAGUAUGAAACGACAGAGAUCUGAGGUUCUGUGA
Messenger RNA from Sphenostylis stenocarpa, 2675 nucleotides. NCBI's taxonomy places the organism in Eukaryota, Viridiplantae, Streptophyta, Magnoliopsida, Fabales, Fabaceae. The record is from the annotation of a GenBank genome assembly.